AUGCUUGCCAACAAGCAAAUGUCCUGCAGCCGGAUGGCAGGGCGCACCGCCAUCUUUUCGGCGCGUCCUAUUGCCGUGCGGCCCUCCCGCCUAGUGGCGCGGGCUGAGGCGGUCACCGUCGCUGGGGACGUUAACGACACCACUUUCGACGAGGUGGUGCUUCAGAGCAAGCAACCCGUGCUGGUCGACUUCUGGGCGCCCUGGUGCGGCCCUUGCCGCAUGAUCGCGCCUCUGGUCGACGAGCUGGCGGCGGAGUACAGCGGCAAGGUGAAGAUCAACACUGACGAGUCGCCCCAGACUGCCAGCGAGUACGGCGUCCGCAGCAUCCCCACCGUCAUGGUGUUCAAGAACGGCCAGAAGAUGGAGACCAUCAUCGGCGCCGUGCCCAAGACCACCCUGGUCAAGGCCAUUGAGAAGUUCUUGUGA
Molecule: messenger RNA, 426 nt
Organism: Monoraphidium neglectum
Lineage: Eukaryota; Viridiplantae; Chlorophyta; Chlorophyceae; Sphaeropleales; Selenastraceae
Exons: 5
Coding region: 1-426 (141 amino acids)
Cellular component (GO): cytoplasm
Molecular function (GO): oxidoreductase activity, acting on a sulfur group of donors, disulfide as acceptor; protein-disulfide reductase activity
Source: RefSeq, a predicted model, not a curated record